Messenger RNA from Maudiozyma barnettii, 2877 nucleotides. It is a transcript of the gene OSH3, whose product is annotated as oxysterol-binding protein related protein OSH3. Gene Ontology annotation, cellular component: perinuclear endoplasmic reticulum; cytosol; plasma membrane. Gene Ontology annotation, biological process: maintenance of cell polarity; ER to Golgi ceramide transport; exocytosis. Bases 1 to 2877 code for a protein of 958 amino acids. The record is from RefSeq and is a predicted model, not a curated record. Gene Ontology annotation, molecular function: sterol binding. NCBI's taxonomy places the organism in Eukaryota, Fungi, Ascomycota, Saccharomycetes, Saccharomycetales, Saccharomycetaceae. The transcript has a single exon.
AUGGAAACCAUUGAUAUUCAGAAUAGAUCAUUCGUUGUACGAUGGGUCAAAUGCUCUCAUGGAGACACUAUCAAUUAUCAGGUGAAACCACUGAAAAAAUCUAUUGAUUUAGGUAUAUAUAAAAAACUGAAAACUAGCAUAGAUGACCAAACACCAGCGGUACACAUUGCCGCAGAUACCAAAGCUGCUUUAGAUUUCACUAACAAAGCAGUUUUACAUAGAAAUAACUCGAUCAGUUCAAACAGUGACUCCCAUUCUAGAAGCUCAUUGUCCAUUGCUAAUAUACAACAACAAUCACAAGAAAAACCAUUACGAGAUCGUCUACAGGCAUCUGGGUUUACACUGGUAAAAUGGGUCGGACAUAUACCCGGAAAUAAAAUGUAUCAAGGUAACGUCGAAGUUAUGGACUCUGAUUAUUAUUAUGCAUUUAUAUUGGAUAACAUAGCUUCAAAAAAUGUUAAAAAGAAAAUUUUAUUCAAUGCCAGUGCAAUUCAAACAGAUAACCAAUCUGUUCAUAGCACGAACUCUGGAUCAUCUCCUUUAUUAAGUUCGUUAAAUUCUUCACCAAAUCAAAGAGAUUCUGUAUUUGUAGUUGGCCAAGGCAGAUAUAUUCAAGGGUAUCUAUUGAAAAAGAGAAGGAAGAGACUACAAGGCUUUAAAAGAAGAUUUUUCACAUUAGAUUUUAGAUACGGUACAUUAUCUUAUUAUUUAAAUGAUCAUAAUCAAACACGUCGUGGUGAAAUUGUAAUCAAACUAUCAACUGUAAGCGCCAAUAAAAAAGACAGACUAAUCAUCAUUGAUUCGGGUAUGGAAAUAUGGGCCCUUAAGACUAGAGAUGUCAAUUGUUGGCAAACAUGGGUGCAGGCAUUGCAAUCCUGUUUUGAGCAGGACGACAAUUCUGAUGAUUUAUUAUCAGAUGGCUUGUCUAACAGUAUGAGCGAAAACGAUGGAACUAUUGUGACUGCAAAUGACGUAAUAAGUGAACGAUUGAGUAGGAUUUCGAAAGGUCAGAAAGGAGAUUUGAUACCAAGACCUUCUUCAAGACUAACUGACAUUACGUCAUAUAUUCCUCUACCGAACGAAGCAUACGAGGAUUUCAGUUCGAAUCUUCUAAUUAUUCAACAAAGAUUAGAACAAUACAAGAAUGAUUCUUUGUCAUAUACUCCUUUGGAUCCCGAACCAACUUUUGGCGAGAUAAGACGUUCGAAUUCGGCUUCUUCUUCGUUAAGAGGUCAUGGUAGAAUGAGAGGGAUGACAUCUGCUUCUCCUAUGGAUUCUGCUGAGUCUCUGUUAAAUCCGUCUGAUUCAGCUAUACCAGAAACAAUUACAAACGAACAUGACUUAUACAAUAACCUUGCAGAACUGGAGAGCCUUUUUAACCAAUUUGUUAAACAGAGUAAAGUUCUAUAUAGAGAUCAUAAUAUUCUUACCAAACAAAUAAAUGGUAAAAGGUUAUCUAUGAGCUCUUCAAUGAGUGAUGAUGAUAUGUUUUAUGAUGCUGAAGAUAAAAGUACGUUGGGUGUGAUCCUCUUAGAUGACGAUGAUGCCGAAGAUGCUACCCAAAUAUGCCAUACCAGGAUCCUUGGUUCAAAUGUUAUAGAAUCUGAAGAAGUAAUACUAACAGAACGACAAAUAAGUGAUUUCCAGUUAGGUCCAGAGUUAAAAAACAUAUUAAGCCCAAUUGCUUCUGGAAAGCUUCCUGAAAACAUGACUGAAGCAGUUAUAAUUAAUAAUUUAUAUCCUUUACCACUCCUUCCUGUUCUUCGUAGGAAUGAUGUGACCGCUUGCAACUCUACACCUCAAAGUUUAUUAUCUUUCCUAAGAAAAAACGUUGGAAAAGAUUUAACAUCCAUUACAAUGCCAGUCACUUCUAAUGAACCUAUUUCUAUCUUACAAGCAAUCUCUGAAUCCUUCGAAUAUGCACAUAUGCUUCCCCAAUUGGCCGACCAAAAUUCUCCAUUUGAGCCACUUGCUAUUGUUUCCGCAUUUGCGAUAUCUUCCCUGUCCAUAUAUAGAGAUAGGACCAGAUCUCUUCGUAAACCUUUCAAUCCAUUAUUAGGAGAAACAUAUGAACUAGUUCGUGAAGAUAUGGGCUUUAGAUUGCUAGGGGAGAAAGUGUGCCAUAAGCCUCAAAUAUUUGCCUUCCAUGCAGAACAUGAAGACUGGGAGUGCAGUUAUACCGUUACACCAGUCCAAAAGUUUUGGGGUAAAUCUAUUGAACUAAAUAAUGAAGGUACAUUCGAACUUAAAUCCAAAAAAUCGGGGGAGUAUUUCGAGUGGGUUCAACCAACAACUAUAGUAAAGAACUUGAUUGCUGGGGAAAGAUACGUGGAACCAACUAAUGAGAUUGAGGUUAUUUCAUCAAGAAGUGGGAAAGCUACUAUUUCCUUUGAGAAGACAGGUAUGUUUAGUGGCAGAUCAGAAAACGUUAUAGUUGAUAUCACGUCCAGUAGCAAAUCUGGUAAAAACCAGAGUAUAACUGGUAAGUGGACGGAUUCAUUAAAGGACAAAAAAUCUGGAAAAACUAUAUGGAAGGUUGGCGAAACAGUCAAAAAUCCUAAACAGAAAUAUGGUUUUACCAAAUUUACGGCUAAUUUGAAUGAAAUUACUUCUAUUGAAAAGGAUAAACUACCACAAACAGAUUCACGUUUACGUCCUGACAUUAGAUUCUAUGAAGAAGGAAAAGUUGAUGAAGCAGAAACCUGCAAAUUAAAUCUUGAACAAAAGCAGAGGGAACGACGUCAAAAUGGGAAGGAUGUUACACCAAGAUAUUUCAGAAAAAACACAGCCAACAAGUGGGCGUACAUAGAUGGCCCUGACAGCUACUGGGAAAAGAGAAGACGUCAAGACUGGAGCAAUUCUCCGAAGUUGUGGUAA